UUGGUCUAAGGCUCCGGACACAAGGUUCAAUUCCUUCACAUGAUGCAUGGGAGAGUAUUCUGGUCUCCGUAUGGAGGCGUGGGUUCGAAUCCCAAUUCUGACACUAUUUUUGUAUUUUCUUUGGGCUGUUCUUUUACUCAAACGCUAUCUUAUCGGAAGUACAUAUUAUAUUUUCGUAAUCCUAAUUUUUUAAUGGCAAAAGCAAUUUUAUGAGAAAUCUGAAAUUAGCACACCAUCAUAAUGAGACGUGCUCUUCACUUCCCUAUGAAUAAAUGACGAGACUAUAUACACUUGCUCGAGCACUUCACUUAUCAAUGAGAUCUUCUUGUUAGAGCAUAUAUAUCUAUCUCCUUGAACUUUUCCUCUCUCAAAUAAUUCAUUAAACCUUUCGUUUUAGUGAUGUCCGUCAGAGAAACUGUCAUAGUUUCUGUAGCAUGGCGGAGUGCCUGCAGAUGCUUUUGUUGGCUGUUAAGGAGCUUUGUCCUGCCGACCUCAAGCGAAAGCUCCCCUUGCCUACAGACUUCUUCAAGAAGUUAACGUCUGCACCUGAACCACCACUGGCGCCACCUCCACGAUGUAAAAGUGCUCCACCCACACGACGAAAACAAGAUUCUGAGCAAUCCCAGAAAAAUGUCACUUGGAUGACCACGACUAAUCAGAUCAAAGCUCCAGAGACUGGAACUUACGUAGCCUGGGAAGACUUCUUGUCGGGAAGAAUAGUGAUGCAAUCGACGACUGCAUCGCCCGACUUUCUAAUGACCACUUCAGCCAGAAGCUCCCGGGAAAAGGCCAGGGCGAGCUUUAUGGUGGCCGUCAAGAACCUGAGCUUGAAUCGGAGACGCGCAGCCAUCACAAGUUUCGCCCCAAAGGAGGGUCCCCGAAGUGAUCUGCAGCCGAUCGAGACGCACACAAUAUGGCAACAGGUCGCCAUGGAGGAGAAGAAAAAAAGGGCAGCCAUAGACACAAAGCAGACCGGAAGUGAACACAAAAGCAAAAAGAAGUGCAUAUCUCUUCAUUGUGACCACGUGUCUGCUGCCGUUGGCGAGUGCUUCCACAGGGUGCGCGCGCAGUCUGCAAGGAGAGCACGUGACAAACUCUCGUGGAUGGAAAGUAAUCAGCAUAAAAUAUUUGACGGCAAGUUUCGCGCUCUCAAGCCUUCCCAGUCAUUCCAUUCAUCUGUUUCCAAAGUUCAGAAGGUUGGACAGAAGCUGUACGGAAAGUACGAGAGGUCAAUAGUCACUGUAGCCGAGUGGUUUAAGCACCUCGAGAAGGAGGCCGAGCAGCUUGACAUUUCUAAGGAAGUCGAGGUUCAGCAUGUUCUUAAAAGACUUGAAUCGUUUGCUACUGAGAACAUAAAGGCCAUUCCCUUUGUCAAGGCUAAAGUCUGCCUUGUCAUGCAGUCUACCCCUAUCGCGGAUCUCUGCUCCGUUCCGAUGCAAGAAGCCCUACAGUUCCUGGUGCUUAAAAUAUUAGACUGCUCAAUGGUCACGUGCAGCGAGUGGAUGUUACAUCGCAAAAUUGCGCCGCUGAUCCUCGCUGACCCCACGUCACAUAGCAACCAGGUGAAACACCUUCGCGACUUGGCAAGAAUUUAUCAGCAGUUUACCAAAAGAGCCUCUAUUGCUGAUGGAAGCUAGACGGUGACCAUCCACAGAAGACAUCGUGAGCUUAUAAAACACAGACGCUUAUUCGAGUUAUUUAACUUUUAUCAUAAAACUUACCUUAUUAAGAAAACUCAUUAAUUGUCAGUUUUUGGUACGUGAAAGGCGAAGAAGGCUUAUUCCACAAGUUCAAGAAAAGAAUACCAUCAUUAUAUAUUCAACAAGAGUAUUAAUUGGCUGUUUCACAAUAAAGGAAAACAAAGAAGAAGCAGA
Nematostella vectensis (starlet sea anemone) is the source of this 1874-nucleotide messenger RNA. RefSeq lists its product as uncharacterized. Lineage: Eukaryota; Metazoa; Cnidaria; Anthozoa; Actiniaria; Edwardsiidae. The coding region runs from base 435 to 1637 and encodes 400 amino acids. The transcript has 9 exons. The record is from RefSeq and is a predicted model, not a curated record.